GGCUUACCCGGUUUACCAUACUGGGGUAUUGACCAACUUUAGGGCGUUGGUCUACGGUUUAAUGAUCUACGCUGAAUAAGCACAACAAUCCAUUCACACAAUGCGGGCCUGUAGCUCUGGUCUCUGAGAUUGAACACCACAACCAGCGACGUAGCUGCGUAAAACAAGGUUCUGGGGGUAGUGUUUAUGGGGUUUGAGUGACCCUGUAGAAGUGGGGCAACAUUUCACUGACUGCCUCAAGCGGAAAGACGCCCGUCGGGUCACAGGUAGGCUGCCAGCCGACCUGGAAGUGUUUCCACCAGGUGAGUUAAGUGGUGGCAGACACAACAAGUCGACCCCGAAGGAAGUCGAUCGUCUGUCCCAGAUCAACCAUGAAGAUCCCCAAGCCUCCUAUCGACGCAAUGUUCCUCAAGUCUUCUCUAGGGAUCCUCAAAAUCUUCCAGAUGGGCUGGAGUUUGAUAGCGUUCAUCCUGUCGGACGUGCGGAGGCAGCACGAGUGGGGCCGGAUCGCGGUCCUGCAGGAGUGGGCCGCCUACGAGGCCAUGUCCGGCUUCCUGUUCUUCAGCACGCUGCUGCUCUGGGUCGUUUUUCUCGCGUCCUGGCACGAAGCAGGGCCGCUGUCGUGCGUCAACUGGUUAGGACUGGACGUCUUCCAUUCAGGUUUGGGCUGUCUCCUCAGUUUGAUAAACUUGAUACUCGCUUUCUCCAUCGCGACGCAGACUUGGUUAAACACGGCGAUUCCUAUAUUCUGUGUGAUCCUGGCCGCCCUGUGCUGUUUCAAGUUCUCGCUGUCGUCACGCCAUAGUUAUAGAAAAUGGCAUUCCCUCAGACCGACUCCAGUUAUACCCUACCAGGACUAUCAGUACUCAAGGCUAGACCAGGCAGAGGAAGAACUAUAGAUAGGUUAUGUGGACCUCAUUAGAUUUGAACGGAAUGUUGAAAUGUUAUGAUCA
Molecule: messenger RNA, 953 nt
Organism: Branchiostoma belcheri (Belcher's lancelet)
Lineage: Eukaryota; Metazoa; Chordata; Leptocardii; Amphioxiformes; Branchiostomatidae
Exons: 4
Coding region: 372-899 (175 amino acids)
Cellular component (GO): membrane
Source: RefSeq, a predicted model, not a curated record